AACACGUUACGCGCCUGUGCAGAGCGUUUUUGCGCUAUCCGAUACGAUCCAAGCAAACCCCGACCGAGCAGAUUCGAAAGUUUUAACACCGCGUGCACCAACGGCAACAGCGACAUCAGCAACAACAACAACAACAAUAACAAUUUAGACCCGUUACGAUUGACGGAAACGGAAAGUAAAAGCUUUUUCGCCAGCUGCCAGAUCCAGAUCCCCCAGCACAACAGACAUGGCCGAGACCAUCAACAACAAGCCGAGCAUACAGAUCCGCAGUGGUCUGCCCUCGCCGCUGCCGGACAAGAGCCCCUCGCCGGCCACCAAGCUGCUGAUCAGCCACGGCAAGCCCAACUUCACCAUUCCCAAGUCGCCCAAGGGCGAGGAGAACGGCAAUCCGCUGUCGCCCCAGCCGAAUGCCACCAACAACUACAAUGCCUACAAGAGUGCCAAUAGCAAUGUGGCCAAUAAUAAUACCAACAAAUUCAUCGUCGGCACCAAGUUUAAUGGUGUCUUCAAGCCCUCGAAUGGCACCGCCUCCUGGGCUACCAAUGGUAAUGGCACCUCGGACGGCGAGAAUGAGGCCGCCAAGGUUGUGCUGCGACGCCCCAAGCUGGCGGAGUCACCCACACCCGCCGAUUCGGAGGACGCCGAUGUGCCGGAGUUCAUCAGACGCCAGCGACGCAUCCAGGAGCGACUGGCCAAGGAGAAUGUGCUGGACUUUGAGAACAGGCGCAGUGGCUACUUCACUCACGUCAUGAUCUCGCCAGACUCGCCCAAUCGCACCUCCUUUGUGGAGACCAUGGCCAGCCCGGCCAUAGUUCCUGCCCUUGAGAUCCCAGCCCCGGUGGCCGAGAAGGUGGAGGAGGAGAAGGAGAAGGAGCCGGAGCAACAACCCCAGGUGGCUGCUGUUGUUACCUCUGCUCUGAUUACCGAACCCGAACCGGAACCCGUAACCAGCAACGGUCACAGCGAGGAAACCACCAUCACUAAUGGACAUUCGCAGGCCGAGAGCUCUGAUGUGGCUCCCGAGGAGGUGGCCAAGGCCAUUGAGGAGGUCAACAAGGCGGUCGCCGGCGAGGAGGAGGCAGAGGUGGAAGCAGCUCCCGAGCCAACUCCAGUUGCAGUGCCAGAACCAGCUCCAGUGGCGGCUGAAAGGAAAGUAGAGCCAGAGCCUGAGGCUGUAGAGGUGGCACCCGUAGCCGUGACACCCACAUCCGCUUCCGCUCCCGCUCCAGUGGAGGCCCAGGUGGAUGUGGUAGAGCCAGCUGCUCCAACCACAAAUGGCCACAAGGAGGAGGAGGCAACUCCAGCCACAAAUGGACAUAAGGAGGAGGAAGAGGCCAUCACCAUUUCCCACACCAAUGGACAGACCAAUGGCCACAGCAGCGAUGGCCCCAGCAUACCCUCGCCGGAUCCCAGUGGCGCUCUUGGAGUCAACUAUGAGCCCAAGACAGUGGUCAGCUUCUCGCAGGAGCUGGGUGGCGGUGAGAACAACUAUCCCGACACCGUGAAGGUGGUGUCCGAGGGCAGUCCUUCCGCGGCCGAUGGAGAACUCAAGGAACUGGCCAAGCUGAAGUUUGACAUCAAGAGCGACGAGCAGAACGAUGAUGUCCAGGUGACGCCUGCAUUGCGUGCGGAAUAGGAAGCGGAUCAGAUUGGAUGGACGGAGAGGAGUAGUGCAAUUUGUUUGUUAAAACAAGAGAAAAAAAAACCAUCAACUAUUGUAUUGUAUUUUGAGUUAGUUGCUAAGUUGAUUACGAGAAAUGUUGCCAAAUUUAAUUUUAUGCUUCGUGCAUCAGUCAGUAUCGAGUAUCGAGUGUGGAGAAUGGAGUGAGGAUGGAGAGAGGUCGCCAGCUGUUGAGGCCGAGUCCCCAAAAUCUGUUGUUUGCCGGGACUUGCAAAACCAAACUACGUUUAUUGCAAUAGACACCAUUUGCUUUAUUUAAAUAAAUUAUUAUUAUU
Messenger RNA from Drosophila serrata, 1956 nucleotides. RefSeq names its product protein hebe (gene hebe). The record is from RefSeq and is a predicted model, not a curated record. Lineage: Eukaryota; Metazoa; Arthropoda; Insecta; Diptera; Drosophilidae.